AUGAAGGAUGUUAGUGAUCCCGACACGGAGGUCCGGAGAACAUCUUCCUUUGAUCAGACUGUGAGGAUCUGCAGCCGCUGGAAGGUUUUCCUUCUGCUGGUCUGUUUGUUCCACAGCAGCCUGAGCUCCCUGCUGGACUGUCCGCCUACCUGCACCUGCUCUUCCACCGAGAUCUACUGCAACAAGUCGGACAACAGCAGCAUUUCUCAGCUGCUGUCCUUCCACAUGGCGGGCGCGGAGAAUAUGAGCGAGAGCAUCGUGGACCUUUUCCAGAACAUCACCAGCAUAUACCUUGAGAACUGGAUAGGUCUGAAAGUACUGAAAGAUGUGGAUAUGGAGCUGUACCCUGGCUUACAGAGACUAACUAUCACCCGAAGCAGCCUGCACACACUCCAUCCUCGGGUUUUCUCCAAGAACCUCAACUUGCGCUUCAUAAACCUGUCUAUGAACCCCAUGUUGAAGACACUGUCCUGGCAUGUCUUUGAACAUCUGCAGCUCACAGCACUGCAUCUGGAGGGAGUGGUGUUUUCCUGCGGGUGUGAGAUCCGCUGGCUGCAGCUGUGGCAGCAGAGAGGAGAGGCGGGCCUGAGCAGCCAGCAGCUAACCUGCUCCACUGGACACACACACAUCCUGCUGCUGGACAUGAACGUCACCAACUGUGACCUGCCAGUGGUCAGCGUCAGUCACAGCAACCUGACAGUUGUGGAAGGUGAUGAAGUAACAGUGAUCUGCAAUGGCUCUGCACUGCCAAUACCUGAGGUGGACUGGGCUGUUAAUGGCUUACACUCCAUCACCACACAACAGGAUAAAGUAUAUAACAGUAUUCACUCCAUCACCAUAAUACUGGCCAAUGUGAAAAGGGAGGACAACAAUUUCUGGCUAAAUUGCACCGCCAACAACAUCGUAGGCUCCGCUAAUGCUUCUGUUCACCUAAUCGUUCACUUUCCUCCGUCCAUUGAGAAGCUUAAGGAGCCAGAACGCCGUCAUGACACGUGUAUAGAAUUUACUGUUCGGGGUUCACCUCAUCCAAGCUUAAGAUGGUUUCAUGAAGAUAAGGAGAUUUCCCACAAUGAGUACAUCCGCCAAGAUAUGGAUAUUUACAACGACGACUUGGAGGGUUGCCUUCUUUUCAAAAACCCAACGCACUACAAUAAUGGCAACUACACUUUGAAAGCAACCAACUAUCUGGGUGAGGUCAACAGGACAGUGUAUGGACACUUCCUCGAAAUGCCCCCUCCUGAUUAUGACUAUGGAACUCCAACUGCAGAGACUCACAAACCUUUGGAAGAUCCUUUUGGGGUCUCCAUGGCCGUAGGUUUGGCAGUGUUUGCCUGUGUAAUCCUCGUGGUUCUCUUUGUUCUGAUCAACAAGUAUGGACGACGUUCCAAAUUUAUCAUUAAAGGCCCAGGAGCAGUGAUGAGUGGGGAAGAAAACUCUGCCAGUCCGCUCCAUCAUGUAAAUCAUGGUGUUAUAAGCCCCUGUGCUCUGGAUGUUGGGUUAGAUUCCGUGGUGAUUGGCAUGUCCAGGAUCCCCAUUAUAGAGAAUCCACAGUACUUCAGACACGGGCACAACGGCACCAAACCAACCACUUAUGUUCAACACAUUAAGCGUCGGGAUAUCAUUUUGAAGAGGGAGCUUGGUGAAGGUGCCUUUGGAAAGGUCUUUCUGGCUGAAUGUUAUAACUUAAGUCCAACCAAGGAUAAAAUGCUGGUAGCUGUAAAGACUCUAAAGGACCCCACACUUGCAGCUAGGAAGGAUUUCCAGCAUGAGGCAGAACUGCUGACCAACCUGCAGCACGAACACAUAGUCAAGUUCUAUGGAGUGUGUGUGGAUGGAGACCCUCUCAUCAUGGUUUUUGAAUACAUGAAGCAUGGAGAUCUCAACAAGUUUCUCAGAGCCCAUGGACCAGAUGCCACAAUCCUAGUAGAUGGGCAGCCUCUUCAGACCAACGGGGAGCUGGGUCUGUCCCAGAUGCUUCACAUAGCGAGUCAGAUCGCAGGGGGGAUGAUCUACCUGGCAUCCCAGCACUUUGUCCAUCGUGAUCUUGCAACAAGGAACUGUUUGGUGGGGAAUGGCCUUCUGGUGAAAAUAGGAGAUUUUGGCAUGUCCAGAGACAUUUACAGUACAGAUUACUACAGGGUUGGAGGUCACACCAUGCUUCCCAUUCGUUGGAUGCCCCCAGAGAGCAUCAUGUACAGGAAGUUCACCACAGAGAGCGAUGUCUGGAGCUUUGGAGUUAUUCUGUGGGAGAUCUUCACAUAUGGCAAACAGCCGUGGUUUCAGCUCGCCAACAAUGAGGUUAUUGAAUGCAUUACCCAGGGCAGGGUACUAGAGCGCCCAAGAGUCUGUCCAAAGGAAGUCUAUGACAUCAUGCUGGGCUGCUGGCAAAGGGAGCCACAGCAGCGCCUCAUCAUUAAAGACAUUCAGAAGAAGCUUUUGGCCCUGAUGAAAUCCACACCAGUUUAUCUGGACAUAUUGGGAUGAGAAAAAGGUUCAAAUGUAAUCGUGGAGGCAAAGGAACAAAACUCUCAUACAAGACCCCAAUCAAAUCAACAUGUGCAGCAGGAUAAAGACUCACAUCUGCUCUACAUCUGUUUUACUUAAUAGAAGCCAAACUACCUUAAAUAAUCCUGGAAAUUAGGUAGACCAAAAAGAACCUAACAUUCAUACAAAAGAUAUUGUAGAUUGUUUUUUUACAUGAACUCAAAGCAUAAGACUCAUUUAGAAGUACACAUUGUAUCAAACUGGAGGUAAGUUUGUCAACAAUAUUGCCCUAGUCUGGAUUAUUUUAACAUCAUUUUGAAUAAAUUGCUCCACCCACAUGCAUAGAUUAUUGCAGCAUUGCUUUUUCAAUCCUGACCUACAGUAGUCAUUUUUGUAGUUUGGUGAUUUGUGAGAUAUACUGCCAUAGAUGUCACUGUAUGUGCAUACAUGUUAAUCAGAAUUAAUUUUUCCACUCUCUGUUGUGUUCAGUACUCAAUAUUCCAGUACUUUGUCAUUUUAUAUGCAUAAUAAUAAAAAGAUUACAUACACUAAACUCAAAUAACAUUCGUCUUCAGUCUGGUGAUUCUAUAGCUUCAUGAAGGACAUUAUCGAAUGGUUCUUAAAGAUGGCAGAAGGUUAGUCACUAAGUCUGCUAGUGCAAUGUCUUAAAAUAAAAACGUACUCUUUCUGUAUAAAAAUUUAUUUUAAAAAUGAAAGUGAGAUCCUGAUGAACUCAACGUUUUACCUUCAUGACAGAAAAGUCUCAAUACAUAUACUAACACUGAGAAACCAUUAGUAAAUAUCAACUUUGCUGAUUACAUUGCAUUUUGGCAAUAUGGCAUUGGAGAUGUUCAGGAAAGUAAAGUUUUUGCACACAAAUGUACAAAGUUUCCA
Molecule: messenger RNA, 3378 nt
Organism: Xiphophorus couchianus (Monterrey platyfish)
Lineage: Eukaryota; Metazoa; Chordata; Actinopteri; Cyprinodontiformes; Poeciliidae
Product: NT-3 growth factor receptor-like
Exons: 18
Coding region: 1-2484 (827 amino acids)
Biological process (GO): positive regulation of kinase activity; positive regulation of phosphatidylinositol 3-kinase/protein kinase B signal transduction; positive regulation of neuron projection development
Cellular component (GO): signaling receptor complex; plasma membrane; axon
Molecular function (GO): neurotrophin receptor activity; transmembrane receptor protein tyrosine kinase activity; neurotrophin binding
Source: RefSeq, a predicted model, not a curated record